GUUCCUUCCGUGUUAACUAUUUUUGGAUUUUAAUUAAAAUUGCAGUAAAAUGACCCAAAAAUGUGAGACAACGAAUUGUGGAAAGGAUGCGACGCUGCAAUGUCCCACCUGUCUAAAGCUGGGCAUAAAGGGCUCAUUUUUUUGCUCACAGUCUUGCUUCAAAGGAUACUGGAAGGAACACAAGGUGAUACACGCUUUAGCCGGUGGUGUUGAGAAACCAACUGGUGAUGAUAGCGUAUAUAAUCCUUGGCCACGUUUUCGAUUUACCGGCAAGUUGCGCCCGUAUCCUCAAACACCAAAGCGGGGGGUACCUGAAGCUAUUGAGAGGCCGGACUAUGCAGACCACCCAGCUGGCCGUUCUCUGUCCGAGGAAGCUCUGCGUGGCACAUCGAUCAAGGUGCUAGAUGACGAUGAGAUUGAAGCCAUGAGGGUUGCUGGACGUUUAGGGCGCGAGUGUUUGGAUGAGGGUGCUAAGGCUGUAGAGGUUGGCAUCACCACCGACGAGCUGGAUCGCUUAGUGCAUGAGGCCGCCAUUGAGCGUGAUUGCUAUCCCUCGCCUUUGAACUACUACAAUUUUCCCAAAUCGUGUUGUACAUCGGUUAAUGAAGUCAUUUGCCAUGGUAUUCCUGAUAAGCGACCAUUGGAGGACGGCGAUAUUUGCAACAUUGAUGUCACGGUAUAUCAUCACGGGUUUCAUGGCGAUCUCAAUGAGACGUUUUUCGUAGGCAAUGUUUCGGAGAAACACAAAAAAUUGGUGCGUGUGACGUACGAAGCCCUGUCCAAGGCAAUCGAGUUAGUGCGACCGGGCGUCAAGUAUCGGGAGAUUGGAAAUGUCAUACAGAAGUAUGUGGCUCCUCACGGCUUCAGCGUGGUUAGGAGCUAUUGCGGACACGGAAUACAUCGCGUUUUUCACACUGCCCCUAAUGUGCCGCAUUACGCCAAAAACUCUGCCGUGGGCGUCAUGGCAGCUGGCCAUUGUUUUACAAUCGAACCGAUGAUAUCGGAGGGUGUACAAAAGGCUGAGUCCUGGCCAGACGAUUGGACUGCGGUCACUGCUGAUGGUCUCUAUUCAGCUCAAUUCGAGCAAACUUUGCUGGUCACCGAGAACGGUUGCGACAUUUUAACGAAGCGUCGCGAAAACAAUGGCCAACCCUGGUUCAUGGACAAAUUGUAAAGAGGCGCGACUAGAAGUUGCAGCUUGAUUUUUAAUGUUUAUUUUGGUUGUUUUUAGCAAUUAAAUAUAGCGUUUCUAUAUCAAA
Scaptodrosophila lebanonensis is the source of this 1259-nucleotide messenger RNA. RefSeq names its product methionine aminopeptidase 1. Lineage: Eukaryota; Metazoa; Arthropoda; Insecta; Diptera; Drosophilidae. The coding region runs from base 50 to 1174 and encodes 374 amino acids. The record is from RefSeq and is a predicted model, not a curated record. Gene Ontology annotation, biological process: proteolysis. The transcript is spliced from 3 exons. Gene Ontology annotation, molecular function: metalloaminopeptidase activity.